Molecule: messenger RNA, 924 nt
Organism: Macrobrachium nipponense
Lineage: Eukaryota; Metazoa; Arthropoda; Malacostraca; Decapoda; Palaemonidae
Product: signal peptide, CUB and EGF-like domain-containing protein 1
Exons: 8
Coding region: 1-924 (307 amino acids)
Molecular function (GO): calcium ion binding
Source: RefSeq, a predicted model, not a curated record
AUGGCCCUCGGAACUCUCCCACCAUCAAAUGGCGAAGCUUGUGGCCAAGACAACGGAGGCUGUGAACAGAUAUGUGAGUCCUCAUCAGGUAGCACCACUGCCUAUGCCUAUAAAGGAUUCAGACUGCGGGAGGAUCAGUCCUCGUGUGAAGAUGUGAACGAGUGUGAAAUUGAAAAUGGUGGUUGUGAAGGUGCUUGCUUCAACAAAGUAGGAACUCACCAGUGCUAUUGCCCCAAAGGGUAUAGACUUGCCACCAAUGGUAAAACCUGUAUUGACAAGAAUGAGUGUCGCCUGAGAAAUGGCCAUGGACCUUGUCAGGAUACGUGUACCAACACAGAGGGUGGCUAUAUUUGUUCUUGUGAUAGUAUACCAGGAACACAUUUAGGUGCUGACAACCACACUUGCGAAGAUGUAGAUGAGUGUGCAAUCAAUAAUGGAGGUUGUUCCCAUAUAUGUCUCAACACCUUUGGACAGAUCUUUUGCACCUGUCCUGAGGGAUUUAUCAUGGCCAUGGAUUGGAAGACAUGUGAGGAUGUCAAUGAAUGUGAACAUGAAGAAAUUGCCAGUAAGUGUGAACAUGGAUGCAUUAACACUCCUGGAAGCUAUCAUUGUGCUGAGGCUGAUGAGUUUGUUUUGGCCCUAGAAUGCCCUCCUGGCCUCAGUCCUACAGAAGAUAAUCAAAGUUGUCAGGAUGUUGAUGAAUGCAAAAAUGACAACCAUGGGUGCUCAGAUAUAUGUGUGAACACUCAUGGUGAUGCUCACUGUUCUUGCCCAGUUGGGUACUCCCUUGGCUUUGACAACAAAACAUGCCAUGAUAUUGAUGAAUGCAGUACUGGUGAUAAUGGAUGCUCACUGGGUGGUGAAAAUAGUGAGGGUUCAUAUUCUGUACCUGCCCUGAAAGUUUCACACUUUCUCCAUCUUUGA